Paramormyrops kingsleyae is the source of this 2786-nucleotide messenger RNA. The record is from RefSeq and is a predicted model, not a curated record. Lineage: Eukaryota; Metazoa; Chordata; Actinopteri; Osteoglossiformes; Mormyridae.
UUUGUGUCCUGUGUUAGUUCUGUGUAGUCUCCAUGAUCCUUUAAUUAGGAAGGAAAGUCUUACGGCAGAGUAGACCAUAGAGAGCGUUUAAAUGUCAUGUAUUCUUAAAGUAUUGUCUUCCAUAUAUAUUUAAACGCAUGGAGACAAACGGAAGUCGGUCAUUCGUGGGUGUCCGGGCGGGUGUCCCUCUCGGAACUGCCGGUAUAGGUGGGAUGUUUGAUAGUGCACCGUAGAGAUGGCGAUUUCGAAUCAUUCGAAACAAACAAUGUUUCGAAACAUUUCGUAAACUCCGUAUCGAGACCAGAAUUAAGUUUCGGACGUCUUCGGAAAGGAUCGAUCCUGGGUGCCGAAAUUUCCAUCUCUAUAGUGCACUGUAUAUAUUAUUGUUCUGAAUAUCCUAUUAUUUGAAAGGCCUAUUUAUUGUUAUUUAUCGUUAUAUAUUGUUUAAGUCUGCAAGGAAAUACGCAAGCAAGUAUUUCUUUGUAAAUAAAGAUAUAUAGUUACGAUAUCGGAUAUAGAGUUCUGAGCUUACAGAAUUGCAAAAAUUUAAAUGGCGGUCCUAAUGGCAAUUUACAUGUUUCCAUAAAGUCAGUAUACAGUCAUUUAUUGGACUGGACUACGUUCCGAUCAUGCAGGUCCUAGUUCAAAUUGCGCAAACGUUUAUGAAACUUUUCUUUGGGAGCGACCGCACGCAGGACGCUCCGCCCCGCUGGACCCACGGCGGCCCCGGACUUUAGCUUCAUGCUCCCUGCUUUCAGAGACGACACGCAGGGUGCACCGUAGAUGCCACCGGCCGAACAUGUCCACGCAGCCCUGGGACGUGGUGAUCGUGGGCGCCGGGCUGUCAGGGCUGAGCGCCGCCCGGUACCUGCGGGAGAGAGACGCGCGUCUCCGGGUCCUGCUGCUUGAAGGGAAAGGUGUCUGUUGUCAUGGUGUUUCCAGCAGUGGCAGGCUGUGCCAACACAAAUAUCCACCAGCCUGACUCUUGUGGCAAUAAAGACUGAUUCUGACAACCCGUCCUCUUGCAGAUAGGGUGGGGGGGCGAACAGUGACUUUGCAGAUACCAGCUGCCCACGGCGAUGACUCCUGGGAUUUUGGAGGACAGUGGGUGUCCAGCUCACAGACCUCCGUCAUGGAGCUGAUACAGGAGCUGGGGCUGGAGGUUUACCCACAAUCCACCACAGGGAAGAAGGUGUACCACAUGGGAGGCUCGCGUGCACCAGUCCGCACCUACACCAGCAGCAUCCCCUCGCUGCCUCCUCUGGCCCUGCUGGACCUCACUCAGGUCAUGUGGAAGAUUGACAGACUCUUGCAGACAGUUUGCGUGGAGGACCCAGUCUCUGCUCCCAGAGCCCUGGAGUAUGACAGCAUGACUCUGCACUCCUUCAUUGAAAGAAAUGUCUGGACCCAGAGCCUCUUGGCAGUGGUGAAGGAGGCGCUGGAGCUCAGUACCCGCUCUGUGUUCGGGAUGGAGCCGGCACAGAUGUCCUUUCUGUACUUCCUCAUGUACUGUGCUGCGGCAGGGGGGGCCCUGCGCUUGCUGGAGGCCACACCUGGCUCUGCCCAGGAGUUUCGCGUUAAAGGGGGCACUCAACAGCUGUGUGUGAGGCUGGCAGAGCUCAUUGGAUGGGAGAAUGUGCGACUGAGCUGCGCUGUCAAGGCGAUACGGCAGUACCCUGACGGUAUCCAGGUCCACACCAGCUCGGACUCCUUUGACUGCAAAGCCGUCAUCGUGACCUGUCCCCCUCACCUGGCCGCUCAGAUUGAGUAUGACCCUGCCCUGCCCACGGAGAGACAGAGGCUCACGCAGAACAUGCCAGUGGGUCACAUGAUCAAGUUCAUCGUCACCUACUCCACAGCAUUCUGGCGAGUGAAAGGCUUCUCUGGAGAGAUGGUGGUCCAGCCUUCAGAAGAUUGUCCCAUCUGCGUUACGUACGACUGCACCAGCCCCCACGGAAACCCCGCUCUGGUGGGCUUUAUUGCGGGCAAGCAGGCCGCUGAUUGGAGCCAUCGAGCGGUGGAGGACAGGAGGGAGGCGGUGAUCCGAAGCCUGGCUAGAUAUCUGGGGCCAGAGGCUUCUCAUUUCAUUCACUAUGCAGAGAAGGACUGGGCCAAAGAGGAUUACAGUGGAGGGUGUCCAGUCAAUGUCAUGAUGCCUGGGAUGCUGACGUACUACCAGCCCAGCCUUCGUAGGCCAUGUGGCAGGAUCUACUGGGCAGGCACUGAGAGCGCCACCUGCUGGUGCGGAUACAUGAAUGGCGCCAUCCAGUCGGGCCAGCGAGCUGCUCUGGAGGUACUGGAGCGACUGUCACCUCAGCUGCUGUCCCAGGACGAGCUGAUUGAGGCCCGGGCCUCCGCUGCCAGCCCCCCCCGUAGCCGGGGGCUUCCCCCUCCUUGGUGCAGACGUCCUGUUUGUUUUGCCGCGGCUGUAGUAGCUCUGGGAGCUGCCCUCUUACUGGCUCGGCACGGUGGGUGGCACGCAGCGAUUGGCCGGGUCUCCGCCUUCCUGCAGAGUGUUGGCUCGGCUCAGCUCUUGAACGGGUUGAAGAGAUGAAGGCGGCCAAGCUGGCAGUUUCAGAUGUGUGGUAGAAGGUGCCGCAAGGCUCCACUACGGGGCAUAGCUUAGGAGGGGUUCUUAUAGCACCUCUCUGCCCCAAGGUAAAAACAGUGUAAAAUAAUCAUGAGUCUGUAGUUUAGUUUGUCUUGUAAGAAGGAAAGAGCAAAGGAAAGCACCACUGGGCAGAUUGUUCGUGCUCUUAUAUAAAUAAAGCUCUUAUAACCUUUGA